AAAUGGAUUUCAGAAGUUGGAGAAGAUCAAGGACUCGAACAGGCAGAGUAGACAAUUGGAAGAGUUGACUGAUAAAAUGCGAGAAUGCAAGAGUCUUAUUAAAGAGUUUGACAGAGAAGUGAAGGCUGUGGAAAGCAGGAAUAAUUCAGUCACCAAUAAAAUGCUGAAUGAGAAAAAGCAGUCUAUGAUCAAAGAGUUGAACUCAUAUGUUGCUCUUAAGAAGCAAUAUGCAAGCAAUCUCGAAAACAAGCGUAUCGAUCUAUUUGAUGGACCUGCUGAAGGUUAUGGGGAAGAAAAUGUGUUGCUAGCUUCAAAUAUGACAAAUCAACAAUUGAUUGACAGUGGAAACAGGAUGAUGGAUGAGACUGAUGAAGCAAUUGAGAGGUCAAAAAAGGUAGUUCAAGAGACGGUGAACGUGGGAACGGAGACAGCAGCAGCUCUGAAGGCGCAGACGGAGCAAAUGAGCAGGAUAGUGAACGAGCUCGACUCGAUACACUUCUCGCUCAAAAAAGCCUCAAAACUGGUGAAGGAAUUAGGGAGACAAAUUGCAACUGAUAAGUGUAUAAUGGCCCUCCUCUUCCUCAUUGUCGUCGGUGUCGUUGCCAUUAUCAUUGUCAAGCUUGUGAAUCCAAACAACAAGGACAUUCGGGACAUUCCCGGGUUGGCACCGCCCGCCCAGAGCCGAAGACUGCUAUGGUAUUCGAGUUAAGAAGCGGAAACGGGAGCAUCGUCAUCCAUCUCAUCUCUUGAACUGAAACUCACUUCACUGCCCCAUUUGGCAAUUAGCUAACUUUGUGAUGAAUCAAAAUUGUUUGUUGUAGGCUGAAUGAAGGAAGGGUUCCUGCAUGUCCUGUCAUAUGUUGUUGAGAUUUUAUUAAUGUUUAUGUAUGUCUUGUUGUCUUGUCUUGUUUUUUUGUAUAAUAUGAUUUUGCUUUCAUGUU
Momordica charantia (bitter melon) is the source of this 941-nucleotide messenger RNA. NCBI's taxonomy places the organism in Eukaryota, Viridiplantae, Streptophyta, Magnoliopsida, Cucurbitales, Cucurbitaceae. The record is from RefSeq and is a predicted model, not a curated record.